Molecule: messenger RNA, 12068 nt
Organism: Pelobates cultripes (western spadefoot toad)
Lineage: Eukaryota; Metazoa; Chordata; Amphibia; Anura; Pelobatidae
Source: the annotation of a GenBank genome assembly
GAACUUUCUCUGGCCGGGGGAGCGCCUCCCCGCCGUGACGUCACUCAGCUCCAUAAAAAGCGCUGUAGUAGCUGACCGGGCUGCAGUGGGUAACUAGAGGUGCGAACGUUCUAUUCGCGGAAUCCUUUGGAUCAUUUAACUCGCGAGGAUUUUCUCAUUCUCGGUUUGGAACCAUGAAGUCUCCUAAAGUGAAGUCAGCUCGGAGAGGUAAGUGAGCGCUCUCAGGCUCUUAGUAAGUGCAGUCAUGGAGAGUCACACAGGACACCCAGCUAAAGCAGCGCUAAUCCAAUGACACCCUUUACCUGCCUGAUACUGGAGGCUAAUGAUAGGGGCUAUAUUGUCAUUAAAGUCAUUACUGCUGGCUGGGCUGCUGAACUCCCCACACAGCUCGUGUUAAAUAGAUGUCCAAAAAGCGAUCUUCGCAUGUCUUUCAAGCUCCUUAUAAAAUCUGGACCAAUGUCAAAAUGAACGAAGUCCACAUCAUGGCAGAUAAUCAGUGAAGUCCAGGACGAGGUAGGGACAGUCCAGAACUUAGUGUCUGAUUAUUAUGUAUAAACAUACAUUCAUUCUGUGUGUUCGAUCUCUCCAACUAAAACUAAGGUCCUAUGCUAUGAUGUGCAUCUCAUGCACCCUGGGAGGUGGGUUAGUGAAUUAUAACAUUGGCAGUGUAAUUACUAUAAGAGGGUGGUAAAAUGAAGAUUAUAGGUACACUACACUAGCAUCAUCUACAAUUACUGUGGAUUGCCUUGGGAUAGUUUUUUUUUUUUUUUUUACUGAGCAUCUGCUCACUGUUCAGAGACUAGGGGAGCAUUUGCAGUGGUUAACAUGGCAUUGAUGUCUAUUGAGCAGAGCUCCAGUAAUACGGAAUGGUUUUGUUAUAAGAGCUUUGUCUUUCUCUGUCUUUGUUCUCUAACCUCUGCUUAUGCUCUGUUGUGAAGGACUUGUAUGGUGAAAGAGAUUUCUGAUGGUAUCAGUUUAUAGUGAGGGUUUACAGGCUCUAAUCAUUUUAAGGAAAGUUUUUAAAAACUUUCCUUUGGGGUCUUGAACAGCUAGUGAGUGUGUGUCACCUAUGUAUUACAGUCACCGGAGCAGAAGGUGACUCAUAGUGGUUUAAUGUCUGCCCACAUUAUAGAAGCUGUGAAGCUUUUUUUUUCUGAAUAAUCUGUUGCAAAAGUUUCCACUUGUUGAUAAUGUUACAAAUACACACAAAUUGUAGAAUUGGGUAUUUUUCCUUUCUUGUAAUAUUUAUAGCAUUUGCCCGUAAAUGCAGGGUAAUUAAAACAGAAUUCAGAUAUAUAUUAUUUAUUAACUUAUUUUAAGAACCCCUUGACAGUUUUGCAUAGAAGAGUCAUUUAGUGUCUAGUCUGUGUUUGCUAUGUUGUACUGUGUCUUUGCACUAUAGUCUCUGAAUGACUGAGUUGGCAAUUUUUAUCUCAUUAUUACUAAUACUUAUCUUGAGUUUCUUAUUGUGAACUCAGAGAGAGAGAGAGAGAGACACUGACAAUAUACCUUUUGCUGCAGGGCUUGUGCUUUAACAAUCCACACAAUUUUGUGGCAUUUAUCCAACUAAGGCAGUUGCUAGAAUUCCUAUUUAUAAUCACAAAAGACACUUAAAACCGAUCCAAAUGGGAAAAAAAAAAUUCAACAAAGUAAAUGAGUUCUGUAAAAAGUAGUUAAACUAAACUUGGUAUUGAUUACUUUAAAAAAUACGUCCUUUUUACACACAAUGCCAAUCAUCUGAAACUCGAAAUGAUGUAGACUGUCAUUUACUGGAUCUCUUGUGCCUUUAAAAAAGAGAGUUUGGCCAGUGGAGUGUAGACAUAAUUAUAAAUUUAAUAGACAGCCUAGUCUGGUAGUGAUGUCAUCUUUCUGGUAUUGAAGAUGCCUGCUUCUAUUAAGACAGGGUCUGUGUAAUAUUUAUAUUAUAUAUGUAUUACAGACACAUCUUAAAAGAUUUGCUAUAUAUUGUUUUGUCACUAGCGUGUGUAUAAAUAUUCCUUUUUCUCUGGUGUUACAGAAAUGUUUAGCAUGUGUCUGUCAAACUGGUGGCAGUAUUUUGUUCCCUAAUUUAAAUGUAUAAUUUUUUUUCCUCCUGAUUUCUUGUUAUUAGCGGCUUUUAUUGAAGAUGACGAUUUAAAUGAGGUGCUUUGUGAAUUUGAUGCUGUGAUAGCAGAUUUCUCCUCUCCUUUCAACAAGAGACGCUUUCGAUAUGAUGAACAUCUCCAAACUAUGAAGAGAAGGAGCAGUGCUAGCAUCAGUGACAGUGGUAUCAGCGACUCAGAAAGUAAGCUUUAUAAUCUUGCGUGUCAUGGACUAAAGUGAUGAUUUACAUGGAAUAAGUGACCUGUAGAGUGUACUGUGAAGGAAUUAAACAGAUAACAUCUGAGAUUCAUCCCAUCAUUAUCUUACCAUACAUCCAUAUGACAAGUAAUGCCAAUAACAAAUAUCGUCACGCAGCAUUGAUUUGGUACCCGUUACCCAUAAAGCAUCCCUCUAAUAAAUGACUUCUGUAUCACAUUUAUCUAUAGCAUCCAACACACGCACUAAACUUGAUGAGAGCAAUGUCCCUGGAUUGUAAAUAGAGUGAUACAACAGCUCCUUCUGUUAAAGGGAUGGAGGAAGCUGUACGAAACAGCUGGAAAUUGAGGUGUUAACCAGCCACUGGCCCUGUAGAUAUUUCGUUGUAUUUUUCCUACAGGGCUGCCCAAUAUCCAAUUAGAUUAUGUGAAUGAUGUGUAGAAUCAGCCAGUGUCUAGUUACAGCAGUUAUUUGGUGGCCAAGUAUGACAAGUCCUGAUCUAAUCACUCAUUUAGAAAAAAAUAACUUAAUAGAUAUAAUGUUUCAAGAAAACUUUUUUAAUUGUUUAAUGGCUACAAAAUCAGCUUUUGUGUAGCUAGAUAAUGAGGUAUUGAACUACAACUCCCAUGAUUCUACACAAGCCUGUGGCCACCUCUGUCCAUGCUAGGCAUCAUGGGAAGGAUAACAAGACAAAAUCUUUGGCAAUAUUUAUAAAAGUAUUCUGAAAAGUGAUGGUUAAAUUCCUUCAUAAUUUUGAAUUUGUUUAUAAAAGUGAUGUAGAAAUAGUUAAGACUACAUGGCACAGUUUUAGUGAGGACAUAGGAAAGCUAAAUGACCAAUAAUGGGGAGUUUGGCUUUCUGUUGGGCUGUGGUCCCUUUAAAUAAAAGUGGUAUGUUGCUCAAACACUUUAAGAAUUCACUUUGGUUUGGAAACUUUGUUUGCACAUGUGGUUUGAUCUACCCACUGGCAAAGUCUCUGAAAAUGUCCUCAGACUAUUCUCUAAAGACUUUCGUAAAUGUCAUUAAAGGAACACUAUAGUCACCUAAAUUACUUUAGCUAAAUAAAGCAGUUUUAGUGUAUAGAUCAUUCCCCUGCAAUUUCACUGCUCAAUUCACAGUCAUUUAGGAGUGCCACAAGUCCAGACCCUGGUCCGGAGCACGAGGAGACCAGCCGCUUCCCCUCAGCUCUGUUCCAGGUAGGCCGUGGCAAGGGUACCAGAUUCUCGGUAUGAGUCAGCUUGUCUGGGCACCCCUGACCUGAAGGGCCCGUUUAGCGUUGUGUAAUAGCCGUGUUUGUCGGUUAAUAGCUCGAUUUUCAGACAAAUUGUCUGGAGUUCCGGCUCUCCACAUCUGCUUUGCUCGGAGGUCAUGCUCCGCCUCCGGCAGCUCAGUUUUGUAAAUAAAGCCCUUAGUUUGCCACGCGCUGUGAAUUUUGAGAUGAAAGAUUUGUUUCUGGUAAUUGUUGCUUAGCAUAUCACAAGGGUUUAUAGAUUAUUGGUGAUUGACCAAAGGCAAAAAUAUAACAGUUAUAUUGCAAGUUGGAGUAAGCAAUGCAUGUUUUACAUUCAUAUGCUGCCACAGGCACCGUUUUGGUUACUAUUCUAGGUUCUCUAAGUUUCAAUGACCUGUAUCCCCCAAAACAUCAGAUCCAGUUAAUUAGCCCAGUUAGCAAAAAUGGUGAAUGAGCUUUGCCCUAUUUAGGGAUUAAAAAAACUAACCCAAAACACCUUAAGGAGAAAGUUGUCUUUUGUUUUUAAAUUUAUAUUAUACGUGUGUGUAUAUAUCUGGUGUAACGGUGCAGUUUGUAAUUAGACAUCUCAUGUUCUGGUGUCUCACUACAGUAAUUUAAAGCAGGAAAUAUGUGUGUGUGUGUGUGUGUGUCUUCCAAGCAUUCAUUGAUGUUCUGCCAUAACUCGUCUGACGUGUACAUAUCGAAAAUCAAAGCCACAUUUAAUUUGCAAUAGGAAGUCCAAUUUAUUUUCCUCUACCGCUGUAAUUAGACUGCCUUAUAAAAAAUGCUCUCUUAAACAGUUCAUUUGAAAAUAUAUCCUUCUGUAUUCAACUGACUUUAUGUUGACCCAUGCUUAUCCUUCAGUCAGCCACCCUUCUGUUAUGGAUUAAAAGGCUGUAAAGCUAUCUUAUGUAUGUGUGUGUGUGUAUAUAUAUAUUAAAAUCAGCAGGUACUAGAGAUUACUGUGUUAAGGUUGAAGAUAUACUGUGGUAUUUCCAAUAUCUGUAUUGCUUUUAAUUCUUGCCUGAAUUCCAGCCAUGGGAUUUUUUUCGUUCAUUGGAUGCAUUUUUCACUUUCCCCCCAUCUUGACUAGGGAAAUAAACGCGUAUUCUGCAGGUCAUACAAUACAUUUUCUGCCUCUUACAGCCUUUACUAAUUCCAUGCCAAGGAAAAUGCCCAUCCUUUGCAUGUUAAAUAUUGUGAUAUUUGCUAGACUCAGGACUGAUAAAUUCUGAAAGGCCAAGAUCUGAACAACAAUUAGAAUUUAGAGAUGUACUAAUGGCAUACAGAGAGGAAUCCAAUAUGCAAAUGUUUAUUUUAGUUAAAAUACCCUCUCCCCAUGGGGGGAAAGGCACUUAAUUUUAAGGGGUGUGGCCAAAGGCAAGGCAGUUUUGGAAAAAGUUUAGGUGACUUACUAAGAGCAAUUUAUGUAACUAAAACGUGCUUAAAAUUCUGAUACAUUGUUCUUGUUCUAAAUUGUAUUACUGUUGUGGAGCUGGUAUAAACUCGGACACCGCAACAAUAUGAAGAUCCUAGAAAAAAGGGACAACUAGAUGUGGGCCACGAAUAGUGACUGUCACUCCUAAAUAGAGGCACUUGGGAGGUAUGACUGUGUGCACUAUGUAUGAGAGGCUGGCUGCAGGCAGUGCUGCAUAGCUAUAGAGCAACAUAUGACUUAGACUACCACAGAAUGCGGUCACUUGAUAUAUUAGAGUGCCUACACACGUAAUAUAUUAAUGUGUAUCCUGUAGUCACUUCUCUAACCCAUAAAUUCAGGGUGUGUAGAUUUAACUUCUAGACAGUAGCUCAAUUUCAUGUCAAGGUUAGAGUUUCAUAAGUAGUUUGAAGCUUCCACUCCUCUGGCUCCUGAAAAUUACAGGAAAUCUUUUUGCUGUUGUAAAGUAUAAUGUUGCUUCUGUGGUUUAGUUAUAUUUAGCCUAUGUGUUUGUAACACAAACAUGCAUACUAUAUUAAGUCUGAACUAUCACAACAUCUCACCACAGUCUACUCCCUGCUUAAUUCGCAAUAUAUUAUUGACCAUAUCACCAUACUCAUUGGCUACCUGUAGGAUUCCAAAUACUGGAGGUGAAAACUAUACCGAUGGAUGAAUUUGUUUUCCCGACAAGUUAAAAGUAAUAUGGGUACAAGCAGGGUUCUUUUAUUUAAAGGGACACUAUAGUCACCAGAACUACAUCUUAUUGUAUAUGUUCUGGUGCAUGCUUUUUUUGCAAUAAACACUGUCUUUUAAGCCUAGGGAUACCUCCAGUGGACUCUCUUCAGGUGGCUGCUAGAGGUGCUUUCUUGGGUGGUGGUGCAGUGUCUCCAUCCUCUGCAUGAAGAUGCUGAACUGUUCUCAUAGAGAUGCAUCUCUCUAUAAGAUGCUGAUUGUCGAGGGCUGUGUUUAGCUUGUGCUGGCUCUACCGCUGAUCUGCCUCCUUGACAAUCUCAGCCAGUCCAAUUAUUUCCUAUGGGAAAUCAUUGUGAUUGGCUGAGGUCACCAAUUUUGAUGUCUGCCAAGGAGGCAGAUCAAGGGCAGAGCCAGUAGCAGCAGAUUGGAGUAAAGUAAGAUAUUACUAUAUUCAAGGGGCUAGAUGGUGGUUUUUAACACUGUAGGGUCAGGAAUACAUUUAAUAUCAUUCAUAAACCCUGUAAAAGUUAUAACACCUUAAUUUAAGAGGACUAAAAAUAACUGGACAUUUCACUGCCGAGCAGUUUGUUGCAUUUUUUAAGUUCAAGCAGAAGGGAGCAAAACAAUAAAUAAAAUCUAGGUGCGCAAUUAACAUUUUGAGUCUGUUGCUUUUGUCUUUUAACUCGGUGUUCCCCAGCCCAGUCCUCAUGACCCACCAACAAUCCAGGAUUUGUGUAUUUCAUUGUUUUAUUUCAAUGGAGAUACUUGCAAAACCAGGACUUUUGGUGGUCCUUGAGGAUUGGAUUGGGGAACACUUAACUAAAGGAGUCAAAGGCUAUUGCCAAUAAAGGGCCAUCAUGAGGUUCAAUGCAAAAUAGAAUGACGAGUUGGUUAGUUAAAAUCUGCCAUGGUAUAUUUCUAAUAAGAACACACUGACCUCAGGAAGCUAUUCUAUCAUAGUGGAUAUACAGGCACAAAUAUAGACUAUGAUUUGUCCGUGGCCCCCAGGUAAAUUGACUGAGAUGCCUGGUCUAUGGCUGCAGACUUCAGGCUGGUUUUGACUACAACCAAGUACAAACAAAUGUUCUAUUAUUUGAUUAAUUUGGCCCCUUAUAGACCUUUUUAUAUAUAGACUAGGACUUUAAUUACUGUAUCUAUUCUAUUUAAUGUGAUCGAUUUUACAUCCAAUAUGUAUACUUUUAGUCUUUAAUACAUUUCAAACACAUGAAUUUAGAACUGAAAAAGCAAAAUGUGUAUCACCUUAAUAGCUAAGAAUGCAAUCUAAAGAAUUGCUGAAUGCAUUUAAAUGCAGGCCCCACUUACAGAUCCCAAUUCCACCCUCAAUUUUCAGACUGCGGUCAAAUCACUCAGUGCUGGUUUUAUGAUCAGAAGUAAAUCUGCGACUGUAUAAAAUCGAUGGUGCCGUUUUUAGAAUACGUAAAGAGCUUUCAGGAUGUCACCUAUAAAAUAUGUGAACUGUUAUGCCGUGGGCCUCUCUGCUGCAUAAAUGGCUUCUUUGUUUGCUCGUAAUGUUAGAAGAUUCAUUAGGUUAGAAUUUAAAACCUGAUCUGGUCACCAUUACCCCUGAAUAUAAAUCAUAAUGCGGCUUGGUAAUGCAGUAAGAGAAUGAAUUGUAAUAUAAAACAGUAGCACAGCUUUAAAACAGAUUUGUUCACAUGCACCACUCGGGCCUAGUGUGCAUUAUUUUUUAUUUCUUGAUUGUUUUAGCUAUAUAAUCAUAUGGGCGUUGCUGGGAACCUUGGGACUGUAGAUUUUAGAAUUGUUCGCACAUGUAGAGGCCACUCCAAUAUGCCAAAGGCCAUUGACAUUUUUUGCAGAUCUCCUUGCUUUUCUAAAGCCUGUUUCUCAGGACCUGCAGCAGUCUACAACUUCAAAAUUGAAAAAUUAAAUCUCCAAAAAGCGUACACAAAUGUGCUUCAGUCAUGGGGAUCAGAGUGCCAGAUUUGGCUAUUGCUCUCUGGUUAUUCAUAGGAGAUUAGUUUUCUGGAGUGCUAGGCUGGUAAUACAAUCUGCUGCAGGGCUUCUCGUUUCAGAUGUCACGUUGGUGAACACCAAAAACAAAAUCAAAAGUAGCCUUGCAGGUUAUUAGUAAAUAACUCAAGGUGUUAUGUGUGUGAAAGUUCAACAAUUUACAACAGGACAAAGCUAUUAAUUAUAUACCAUAAAUUAAUAAAGAGUUGGCUGUCAAUAUCCAUUGUGGGUUGGGAAUGGUGGAAAAAUUGCAGUGUGUGUGUGUGGGGAAUUUGUAAUCUUGCAUAAACUCUUAGGGGACACCAAUGCUGUGAAUGGUGGUAUUUCUGUUUUUUGUGUUGCAUGUUGUGGUAUGCAUAGUAUAUUCUGAACUAUGUUGAAAAUGUCCUCUGGAACCUCAAUAGCCAUAUGUGGUCACUGGCAACGGAUAUCAUUUAUUUAUAAUUUUUUUUUUUUUUUUUUCCUAGGUGCAGAUUCUCUUUGUAGAAACAGCUUAAGCUUCAGUGAUGAAAAACUAAACUCCCCAACACUCUCUUCACCAGUAUUGUCUUCUCCAAUGGAGACCCCCAGAAAAGGUAUGACAUCCACAUACUUGCUUACAUCUUUCUGUAUAAAAUAAUUGGGUUAAUGUUGAGUGCAAGGUCAAGAGCAUCAUGGAAAACCUGACCGAAUUACAGUAAAUAAGGCAUCAAUGAAGUUAUUUAUUUAAAUGUCCUCUUUUUGCAGUUAGGGGUGCACAAGUAACAGACAACAUUGUAGGAAAUUGAUGAAAAGUUUAUAUAGUCGGUCAGGGCUGGUAUAAGGACAUACAAGAAUUCUCACAACAGACAAGUUCACCCAUGAAGCAUUGAAUUAGUCUUUCCAGGCCCCGACAGUGGAAACUUUGUUUCAAAACAAGUAUAUUAGUCCCCUUAUGUAUUUCAGAGUUUGGUAUAGGCAGUAUAGUGUUAAAUGUGUGUUUUUAUUUGCAAAUUUACAAUUUGACUCUGUUUACAGCUAAAUUGGGAGACACAAAAGAGCUGGAAGAUUUCAUUGCUGACCUUGACAGAACCUUAGAAAGUGAGUAUACAGUGUUCUAAACAGAACUUUUCAUGCAAUGGAUAAUUUCAGUGCUGUUAACAAUAGCGAUAUCUGCAGGUGCACAGCCAGUUUCCCCCCUCUAUACUGAACGUUAAGGCCAUAACCUUAAGAGGAUGUGGUUAGAGACUGAUCUCUGAGAUCAUUCCCUCAAAAAACUCUGUAUUGUAUCCCACUUGCAAUAUAUGCAAAAUAUAAUGUAUGUCAAUGUUUCAACUGUUAAUUUAAAACUGUGACUAAACCACAGACUAACAAACGUUAAACCUAUUUAAGACCCAAUUAAAGAAGCAUUUCCCUUUUCAUAUAAACUUAGCUCUGCAGUAACACAGGUAGCAGCUGUGGCUUUUAAUGUUAAGUCUUGGCUUAUAGUAGCUUGAGAAUACCAAAGUUACGGUGGAAUAAAUCUAAUAUUUUAUAGAAAGAGUUCGUAUGAGUGGAACUGUAUGCAUAGGUACAGACCGCAAUCCUGCUCUCUACACAUGACACCUAUAAGUUCAGUGACAAAUAGGACAUCCACAAUUUGAUGCACUACACAUGGCAUUAUUUAUUCACAGUGAACUGCGUAUUAUGGGAAAAUACCAUAUGGGAGUCCUGGAAAUAUAAAUAUCUAUAUCUAUAUAUAUAUAUAUAUAUAUAUAUAUAUAUAUAUAUAUAUUCAUAUCAUUGAUCUUUUGUCUAAUGGUUAUGAUGUUCUUAAAGUGUUACCUUGUUGCGUCAUAGUAUUUUGAAAUGAUCAUGGUGUCUGCAGUCUGUAUGUGCAGCGUUUUGCUGUGAAACAUUGAGAUUUACCACUCUGCUCCCAGAGGUCACUCCACCUCCAGCAGAGUCAUUGUGAUGUCAUCAACACAGAACUGGAAUCCUAGGCUGGCUAAUGCACAGAAUUGCAAUCCUUGGCUGAAAGCAGUCAGCUGAUGCUCUCAGCCAAUGCAUGGCCAGCAAGAUUGGCAUUCAGCUCUGCAGAACCUGGAAUGUGUGACCCAGCCAGCCUUAAAGGAGACCAGGCUCUGACAGGACCAGGUAACAGAGCAUUUAUUGCAAAACAGAAAACAGUUUGCCCCAUAACCGGGAAACGAAGCAAGGGUACUUCGGUAGUAGUUCUGCUGCCUAGAGUAAUCCUUUAAGAAGCCCUCCAUGGCUUUUUCCCAUACGUCAUCCAUUACUGUUAAUUGUAGAUAUUCAUAAAUGCAAAAAGACUGUAUGCAUAUUAUAUAUAUAAUAUUCUUGUAUUAAUAUCCCUGCUAUCUACCUUUGUGUGUGAAAGUAAAUUAAUUAAGAAACAUAUAUGUAUUCUAAAUAAAUCAACUCUCACACAUGAAGGUAGAUUGCAGGGCUACUGUUCAUACAAGUCCUGUCUGUUGACCGCUUUGACUGACAAGCUAUUUAAUAUUUCCAGGCAUGUGAAGAAUGACCUCCCCCAGUGAUCUCCUGAUCCCUACAUCGACACAGACGGCUGUACAUCCUCAUGAAGAAUAUAGUAUUUCACAAGUCUGACUACCAAUGGAAUACUAUCCUAAUAACGUCCUAUUCGACUUCCGAAUGUGCUCACUGCAUGAAUUAAGAAAAACUGAUAUUUUUAAUACUGGAGAUACAGUUGUGUUGUAUAUUUUUGUUUAAAUAUUGCUUCAUUUGUAAUUUAAAAUGCUUUUCUGGAGAUAAAUUGUAAUGUUAUAUAGUUCAGAAAUGUAAUGAAGCCAUUACCAUUUAUAAUAUAUGUGUAUAUAUAUAUAUAUUUUUGUAUAUAAAUAAAUUAAAAAGAAAAAGUUGACAGUCCAUUACUUCUUGUUAAUGAUUACCGAGCAGAUUAUAAAAAUUUGGACUUUAUAAAAAAAAAUACAGAUUUCUCUAUCCAGUCAAUAUGUAUAUAUGCCCCGCAAUAAACAAAUUAAUUACUUAUAUUGCACCAGAUUAGACAGUUCUUGACAUAAUUCUAAGAACUGAUGAGGUGCAGUUAGACAGACCAUGACCUAUUAAUGCACAAUGAGGAACAAGCCCCACCUGCUAAAAAAGUAAAAGUCAAAACCUGUAUUAGACAAUGUCUUGGUUACAAAAAACAUUUUAAGUUCUGAUGCUGAAACUGACAGUUUUUUUUUUUUUUAAUGGAAUUGAUAGAAGGCCCACCCUAAGACGUCUUCAACCUCUUUGAACUGGGUUGUCUGCUAGUAAAUCUCUGCCUAUUUCCACCAAGCACUAAAUAUCAUGCACCAUUAACAUUUUGAGGUCUAAAUGCUUUAACCUACUAACCACUAAACAAUUGUGAAAAAGUAAGAUAUUUAACAGUUAAAGAAUAAUCCAUCAAAGUAAUGCAAAUUAUAGGCAAAAAACCCUGUAAAAGUACCUUUAAUUUUCAACUGGUUUUAGAGGUUGUUGGGUUAGUGUAACUUUGGUUUAACCAUGGGUUUUACCCCAUUCACGGAUACUUUAUUGCUCUCCCCUUCACAUGGGACUUAUUAAAGGUCAUAUUCCUCAGGCGGAGUGUGCAUCGAGAGGGCGUUUCAGUAUUUUGGACCCUGGCAAGCCCUGAGGUGUACUGCUUCACCAGUACAAUCUGCAGGGUCGUUUCGUAAUAUUUCUUCCAAUCUAAUCCACUUUACAUAGAGGAAGCCAGACAUGAGUCAUCUGUGCAAUUGCUGGUAUAAAUCUGCACAUCUGUAGCUGUGGUGGCCAUCAAAUGCUGUGCACGUAGGAAGUCACAUGUGUUGCACUAUUGAACUCCAUUCGCAUUACUUAAUUUUUUUUCAACAAAUAUUGCUUCAGUUAGCAGGGCUGUUAAUUGAACUCUGAUAUUUAGCAAAUUAAAACGGCAAACUAAGGCCAAGAUUGCAGAUUUGAAAAAUUCUCUUACAACUGAAGUGUAGUGAGGAACCCAGUUAGUGAGACAGUGUGUAAAAUAAAUUAAUAUCUUAUAAUACACAAAUUGGACACUUUUGUUUUAUAAUAAUUGCAAGCCAUUGACAAAAAUCCAGCUUGGCAGAUCCUGAGCGAGGGCAUUUUGUGUAAUCUCCAAUACCAAGCACACCUAUCAGUGAACAUACCCCUCCAAGGAAGCCCACAUGCAGAAUUCUAAUGAAGCACUUAGGGAUAAGGCCCUGUGUUUUGUGAUAAGUAAGCAAAUUUUAAGGGUUACUCUAAGCCCUAAAACAACUUUAGAGUAAUGAAGGGUUUUGGUGUAUAGAUCAUGCCCCUCAGUACCAAAUUGUCUCAAUUCUUCACACGUCUUGUUCCAUUUUUAUUAUAACUUCUCUUAUUGCACAGUUUGUUUAAUUUAGAUGUUCUUUUCACAUAUUCUUAAAUCGUAAUUGCCUGCUAGAGCCUACAGCGACCACUUGUGUGAUUAAGUUCAAA